AAGUUGUCGGAGCACUCCUGAUGCUCCAUCUCCUCUGUCUCCCGCGCCUCCCGCACGGCGACCAAUGCCUCCCAGCAGCGUCGGCGACCUCUCCCUGGAGCUGCUCCGCCUGUCGCUGAGCCAGCGGCAGGCGAAGCGGCGGCUGAUCGACGGCGUCGCAGAGCGGCUGCAGCUCGAGCGGCGCCCUCUCAUCCUCGGCGAGCUGCUCUUCCGCCUGCUCGAGCCAGACACGGCCGCGGCGGCGGCACUCGGCGUGCUGCUCCUCGUCGUCGCGGUCACCGGCCUCGCCCUGCCGUGGGAUGGCCUGCUCGGCGGCCUGCUGCUCGCGCUCGCGGUGGCCAACGCCUGGAUCUCCUCGCGUGAGUCUCGGCUCGCGGCGGGCGAGCUGAAGAGCCGGCUGCAGGUGUGGCUCCGCCUCAUCUCGCGCGACCACCACAUCCACCGCGCCGCCGCCGACGGCCCGGCCACCGUGGCGCUCAUGCGGGACGGCGUCUGGCUGCGGCUUCACCGCAACCUCUGUGUCGAGGGAGACCUAAUCAAGCUGUCCGCCGGCGAGGAGGCGCCGGGCGCGUGCGCGCAGCGGCCGCACCUGACGUCGCUCUGCGGCCUGGAGGCGCAGGCCCUCGAGGCGGGCGCGCCCUUCUUCCCGGCGCCACUGCCGCCCCUCCCUCGCGGCGUCUCCAGCUCGCUGACCGACGACGUGCGCUGCUCCUUUGUCCUCUCCGAGACGAUCGCCGUGCGGCAGAUCGACGGAGCGAUGCGUUCGCGCCGGAAGCCGCCGCCGCCGCUGCAGGUUCAGCUCGCGGGCGCGCGGCGGCUGAUGCUGUGGGCGGUGGCUGGUUCCUGGGCCCAGGCCGCGGCGCUGCAGGCGCUCGGCUAUGGCCUCUCCUCGCCCCCUCCCUCUCCGUCCGGCGAGCAAGGCUUCGAGUUGCGGGAGUGGCUCGGAGGCUUCCUGCUGCCGCACCUCGCCGCGCUCGCCCUGCCUCUGCUCCCGCUCGCCCUUCCCGCCUUCAUCGCGGCUGCCAACGCCCUCUGCGCCGCCUACCUCCUCGCCUCCCUCUCGGGCAUGCCUCUCCACUCUCUGAGGCCGGCCAGCCCGAGGGCGAGCCGCCAGCGGAGGGCGGACGGAUGGGGCGCUAGCAAGGCGGACGCGGCUCUCCCCCGCCUCGGGGGCUGGGGCGGCGGCGGCGGCAGCUGGCUCGGCCGCUCGGCCGCGCGUCGGUACUGGGGCUUAUCCGGAGGCACUCCCAGCCACGCGGAGAGCGAAGGCGCAGCUUCGUCUGCGUGCCGCAUCGCUCGCCGAGGGCCGGAGAGGCUCUUCUCGCACGGUGCGCCGAAUACGCUGCCCGGCUCGCGCUUCGUGCGGCACGCGGGCAGCAGGCAGAGCUACGAGCAGUGGCUGUACGUGCUGCAGCUCGCGCUCCGCAUACUGCGCGGCGAGCCGCAGCCGGGCCAGGUGCGCCCGUCGCGGCUGCUCGCGUCGCUCGGCUCCGUGACGGUCCUCGCGGUGCCCGACAAGCGAGGCGUCCUCUCGGACGGCACCCUCUCCAUCAAGCAGCUCGCCUUCUUCCGGCUCGACCACUCGGGCCAGCCCAAGCUGACCACGCUCGACAUGUCCAAGCACCCCGCCUACCGCUUCCUCACCCGCUUCGACGACCCCGGCUGGCGAGGCCACCUCGCCGCUCUCAAGCCAAUCGGGCUCAACGCGGUGCUCCGCUCGACGUGCC
Emiliania huxleyi CCMP1516 is the source of this 1727-nucleotide messenger RNA. RefSeq lists its product as hypothetical. NCBI's taxonomy places the organism in Eukaryota, Haptophyta, Isochrysidales, Noelaerhabdaceae. The transcript has 9 exons. The annotation marks the transcript as partial. The record is from RefSeq and is a predicted model, not a curated record.